Messenger RNA from Habropoda laboriosa, 813 nucleotides. Its product is annotated as ras-like protein family member 10B. The transcript has 5 exons. NCBI's taxonomy places the organism in Eukaryota, Metazoa, Arthropoda, Insecta, Hymenoptera, Apidae. Gene Ontology annotation, molecular function: GTPase activity; GTP binding. The record is from RefSeq and is a predicted model, not a curated record. Bases 16 to 813 code for a protein of 265 amino acids.
CGCGCGUUCACCUCGAUGGACCGCUCGAGGAGGGAGAAUGACUCGUUCUCUAAACCGAUACUUUACGACAGUAAACAGCUCCUGGAGCUCGAUCUGGACUACUUGGAAAGGAGAGGAGGCGAGACAAUAACCUGUGAAAACACCGAAAGUGGAUCGAAAGAGGAAGAAAGCCCCGCAGACACUCUGGAUCGUGUCAAAGUUGUGUUUCUCGGUGCACCUAGGGUGGGAAAGUCCAGCAUAAUUAGGCAAUUCGUGUGGAGCGAAUUCUCCGAGGAAUACAAGCCGACCGAACGCAGAGAGACUUUCUAUCCAAGCGUGGUACUCGCCGAUCGAUUGUACGAGCUAAAAAUCACAGAUCUACCGACGAUCCCGUACUUUCCAAUCAAUUCACAUCUCGAAUGGACAAAGUUUCGUUACUACGGUCUGCGAAGUGCGAACGCUUACGUGCUCGUAUUCGACCUCAGCAAUCAAGACACGUUUGAGUACAUUAGAGCGUUACGAGAUCAAAUCUACGAGGCACGAGACAUGAGGGGAGUACCGUUAUUGGUAGUCGGGAACAAGCAAGACGAAUUGUCGCCUGCGGCUGCUUCCGGAACUCGCUACAGGGACAUCGUUAAUCUCGUCCGGAAGCACUGGCGAUGCGGCUACGUCGAAUGUAGCGCCAGAUUUAACUGCCGCGUCGUACAGGUGUUUCGAGAAUUGAUGAAGAAUAUCCAAGCGGUAGAAGGCAGACCACCUUCCCCUACACCCGCCCCCUCGCAACCUCUACGCUCUCAUCCACACGACACCGGAGAAAAGUGCAUUCUUCUCUGA